AAUAUUUAACAAAAUAAAAACAAACAAAAAAAAAACAAUAAAAAAUCAGAAAAGUUUUCGAAUUCAAAAAAGAAACUAAAAAAAUUAAACAUAAUAUAAACUUAACUUAAAUUUAGACCUAAGCAACUAAGCGAACCCGUGCCGAGCAAUUUUUUAUACCCAAAACUCGAGCCACGAUCGUCAAAACAAUACUAUUCUAUGUUCACCACCCGAAUAUCCGGCGAAAUGAAGAUCUUUGCCGCAGAUGUUGCCGAGAGCAGCGCAACAGCAACAUGCAACACGCCCGUGCAGCAGCAACAGCAGCAGCAGCAGCAACUCGAGUUCCGGUCACGAAUGUCCAAUGGAUCGCCGGGCUCCAAGACGGGACAAUGCCAUCUGAAGUUCGGCAAGUACAACAACAAGACGGCCAAUCUGCUGCGCCAGGUGAGCAGCUGCCACAGCGGCAGCAACAACAGCAGCAACAUCAGCAACACCAGCAGCAGCAACGAGGCCAACAAGGGCCAACAGCAGCAGCAACUGCACUAUUGCAACAACAGUCACUCGUGGGCACGCAAAAAAUACUUUGGCAACAGCAACAACAAUGUGCAGCAGCAACAGCAACAGCAGCAAUCUGCGUACUACCAGCGACAGCAGCAACAGCAACAACAGCAGCAGCAGCAACACCAGAUUCAGCAGCAGCAGGAUCAGCAAUCUUUAAACAACAACAAUGUGCUGAUGAAGAAUCAAAAUAUCUUGCAACAGCAAGUCUCAGAUUGCAAGACCAGCGACAGCAACAACAACAGCAGCAGCAGCAACCGGAUGGCGGCAAAGCCAGCCAAAUUUCCUAACGACAACAGCAGCAGCAGCAACAUAGGUAACAAUAUCAUCGGUUGCAGAAAUAGCAACAGCAACAGCAACACCAUUAGUACUAAGAAGCGCAACUCAUCAGCGGCAGAUGCAACUGCUGCCUACUAUCGCAAGGAAUCUGGAAACCCGGAAGUUGCAGCAGGGACAACGGAAACGGAUGCAGCAGCAACAGAUGCCUGCAACAUUAGCCCCCCAACAACAGGAUCGAGCGCAGGGAGUACCAAUACGGAAACAUCCUUGGCUAAGACUCAGGAUCCAGAACAGGAUCAGACGGCGAAGCAGCGACCGCGACAGCAGCCCCUCAGUUUCUGGAAAACCAAUUACCCGCAGGCAACAGCCAGCCAGCUGAAAGAUAAGGAGACAGUUGCAGCAGUGGUAUCGGCAGCCGCAGCCGCUGCAUCCGAGCAGCAGCAGCAACAGCAGACGCUGUCCUUCGAGCACAGACGCAAUUCGGGCUACCAGCAACAUCAGCAGAACAAUUACUAUCAGUACUACUAUUCGCAGCCCAAGCAGUUGACCAUCGCCUCGUUUCUGCAGAAGGAACUGCUGCCCGAGAGCCUCGACAAGCCCACCCAGCAGAGCAGCAGCAACACAGGCAGCAGCAGCAACAGCAACACAGGCAACAGUAGCAGCAACAGCAGCAAUCUCCUCAGCAGCAGCGGCAACAGCAACGGCAACAGCAACAGCAACAACAACUACUCACGGCAGCAAUAUGGCCACCAGUCGGUUGGGAAUGGCUACCAUCAGCAGCAGCAGCGCUACCGCAAUGCCCAGAAUGCCUACCAGCAAUACCAGCAUCAGCACCAGCACCAGCAGCAGCAACAUCACGCCCAGCAGCAACAUUCGCACCAGCAGGGGAUGGGCAACUCGCACUUCCGCCGGAAGAACAGCGACAACAGCAACCACAGCAGUGGGAUCAAUCAGAAGAAGAUGCACUAUAGUCCUCCGGGAAAGAAUGGAGAGCUAACGGACAGAUCCUCUUCGGGACAGCAGCAGCAGCAACAGCAGCAACACCACCAUCCGCAUCAACAGCAGAAGACCAUCGAGAUCCUGGCCAGCAGCAACUUCAACGCCAUGCACCGCCGGAUGCAGGGGGGAAACAACAAGAACGGCUACUACCAGCACAACUAUCAUCCGCUGGCCGGCGAGCCCGGAUCCACGCCUACGCGUUCCGAGCACCAGAACAUCUACAAUCUCACCUACAUCCAUGUGGACAUGGAAGCCACGGCAACCGGCGAAGCUGGAGGAUCAGCAAAUACAGUGGUAGCGGGUGCAACAGCGGUGGUCAAGCCCCCGCUGCUGAGCAAGCCGAGCAUUUCCAUAACCCCAGCCGCGGCUACAACGCCAACUGCCACCGUGGAACGAGCCAUACCUCCUGCUCCGCUUCGCUCCGUAGCCGCUCCUGCUCUGCCGCCGCCAACGAGCCAUGUCCGCAACAUGUUUGCCCCGCCACCGCUGGCACUGAUUGGUGCCCACGGCCUGCUCUCCCCGGUGACCACCACCUCCACGCCCACCAAAAUGAUCAGCUGCGCCCAGCUGGACGAGGCCAUUACGGCGGCCGCCGCCAGCGGUGACCAGUCGGUGACCACGAGUCCCAGUUUCAACCAGGCAGGGUCCUUCGUUGUUCCACCCCAGCACCAGCAGCCGUCGCACCUAAUCCCGCCCUGCUCCACCUCACAGCCUCCGCCACCGCCGCCCCCACAGAUGUUCUUCCACUUUGCCGAAGGGUUCUGCAAUCCGGGAAUGGGUCACCAGGCGCGUCCAGCUCCCGUGUGGCCUCAUUCCACUUCGCCCUGCUACCCAGCUUCCUAUGGAUCCAGCUGCAGCCUAAGCGGAAAUGGAACGGGCUCAGGAACCUCGCCACACAACAAGGAUGGGAAUGUGGUUGGAGUGCGGCCCGUGUCGCCCGCUCUAUCCUCUUCCUCACUGGGCAGUGAAUCCCAUUGGAGCAGUACCAGCAAUCGCAGUCGCUUGGGACAUGGAGGACACCUCUCUAUAUCGCCCACACCCAGCGCUCUGGGAUCUGCCCAGCUCUCUCCACAUCUGGCCGAGAUGGGUGUGCCACAUCCGCUGCACCAGCAACAUCCUCCUCCGCUCUCCAACCACCAUCUUCAUGGGCAAAUGAAUGGACAUGCAAUGAACUCCUAUGUAAGCCAUCGACCACCACCGCCGCCACAUCCACCCAUCUCAUCGCCGACCCCCACGAUAGGAGCCACAGGAGGAGGUGGAGGAGGAGGAACAGGAGCAGGAGGACCCUGGUACGAGCUGCUCCUGCCCCCCGAUCGCUACCUGGCCCAGGCGCGAAACGUUGAGGUCGCCGUCCAGCCGGAAAAGCUCAUCUGCAUGUGCAAGUACGACAAGCUGUCUGCUGAGAUCUGGAAGAGAUUCCGGGGGGCCCAGCAGACGCACAAGAAGUUUAAGAUGAAGAUGCGUCUCUGGCGAUACCUCUUCCUCUGGAUGAAUCAGCCCAUGUUCGAGAGGUAUCGCAUCUGCCUGGUGGGAUCGACGAUCACGGGCUUUGGAACAGACUCCUCCGACAUUGACAUGUGCCUGCUGCCCGAGCAGGGGGCCCAUCUUCACCAGCAGCACUAUCACCAACACCAUCACUUUCACAACGAGAAGCGAACCGAGGCCCUGAUCAUCCUCACUUUGUUCAAUGCAGUGCUAAAGGACACGGAGGUCUUCCAGGACUUCAAUUUGAUCGAGGCGAGGGUGCCGAUACUGCGCUUCAAGGACAUUUCCAAUGGAAUCGAGGUCGACCUGAACUUUAACAACUGCGUGGGUAUUAAAAACACCUAUCUGCUGCAGUUUUACGCCCAACUGGAUUGGCGAACACGACCGUUGGUGGUGAUUGUGAAGCUCUGGGCCCAGUACCAUGACAUCAACGACGCCAAACGCAUGACCAUAUCCAGCUACUCGCUGGUUCUAAUGGUGCUCCACUACCUCCAGCAUGCCUGCGUGCCCCAUGUGCUGCCCUGCCUGCACACCCUGUAUCCAGAGAAGUUCCAGCUGGGACAACAGGAUUGCCUGGACCUGGACCUCAUCGAACCGAUUGAACCCUACCAGGGUUUGAACAAUCAGACGCUCGGCGAGCACCUUCUGGGCUUUUUCAAGUACUACAGCAGCUUUGACUUCCGGAACUUUGCCAUCUCCAUACGAACUGGCGGCGUCCUUCCGGUGUCCACUUGUCGCAUGGCCAAGAGUCCCAAGAACGACGUCUACCAGUGGAAGGAGCUCAACAUCGAGGAGCCCUUCGAUCUGUCCAACACGGCGCGCUCCGUCUACGACUAUGCCACGUUUGAGCGCGUAAAAAGUGUGUUCCUGGCCUCGGCCCGUCGCCUGGAUCACACCCUCGACCUGGCCACCAUCUUCCGGCCCAUCCACCACGUCCCAGAGAACUUUGCCCCCCAGCAGCCGUCGUCGUUUGAGCAGCAGCUGCACUAUCCCAAUCCCGGCCAGCAGCGGAGUGGAGGAGGUGGUGCCGCUGCCAUGUCCAGCAGACUGAUCCCAGAUGCACCCACCACCUUUGCCGAAACGGCAGCAGCGAAUGUCGCCUAAUUGGGGACAGAUACUUGCGAGAAUAUGAAGAAAAUACAAAAAAAAAAAGAUAAAUAAAAUGUCCAACAAUGUUAAAUCAGAACAAGAAACCUUGUAAAUUGAAAUUCAUAAAAUGCAUAAUUCCAAAAGAUAAUUGUGAAAAACCGAACGGAAUUGAAUUUCAAUAAACUUGAAAAUGCAUCCCCAUCUUGUUAAAUGUUAUUAUAUUCAUUUAUUUAUGCUUUUACAAACCCAAAGUGUUUUAAACGAACUCCAUUAAUGAUUGUAAACAUCCACGGAGGCGUGCGAUGUUCGUCCCUCCAGUGGCUUGUAUGUAUCUUUUUGAAAAACAAAAUGUCACCCGAAAAUGUAAAAUUCCAAGUUCUGUUAAAUAUACAACACAAAACAUG
Messenger RNA from Drosophila suzukii, 4793 nucleotides. RefSeq names its product wispy (gene wisp). Lineage: Eukaryota; Metazoa; Arthropoda; Insecta; Diptera; Drosophilidae. Gene Ontology annotation, molecular function: poly(A) RNA polymerase activity. The record is from RefSeq and is a predicted model, not a curated record.